AGAAAUCAUCUGGGAAACAGUACUGAAUAUCAUGGAAACAGAUGGGAAGGAAUGCUUUAAAGGGGACAUUCAUGAGAGUCCUAACAGCAGUAAUCCGGAAAAUCAUAUGAGAAUACCUAGAGAAGAGAAACGCUUUAAAUGCCAUGUUUGCAGUUACUCAAGUAAUUUUAGCAAUGAUGUCAAAAAACAUAUACGAACACAUACAGGGGAAAGAUGUUUUACAUGUCAUGUUUGUGGUUUUAAAAGCAAUCAAAGCAGUAACUUAAAAAGACAUAUGGAAGUGCACGAAGGAGAGAAAUGCUAUAAAUGUGAAGUUUGCAGUUUCUCAAGUGAUUAUAGCAAGGAUCUGAAAAGGCAUAUGAAAUUACAUUUGGAACAGAAAAUCUUAAAAUGUGAGUUUUGUAGUUAUGUCUGCUCUCAGAACCACAGUUUGAAGAGACAUAUGUUAAGACAUACAGGAGAGAAAAGGUUUAAGUGUGAUUUGUGUAGCUUCACUAGUUACUGCAGCGGUCAUCUGAAAAGUCUUAUGAGAAUUCACAGAGAAGAGAAAUGUUUUAAAUGUGAUGUUUGCAGUUAUGAAACACAUUACCACAAUGAUCUGAAAAAACAUACCAAAAUACAUACAGGGGAGAAAUGCUACAAAUGUGGUGUUUGUGGUUUUGAAUUCAGUCAAAGUAGUAAUUUGCGAACACAUAUUAUGAAAGUGCACGAAGGAGAGAAAGUCUUUAAGUACGAUAUUUGCAGUUUUGCAUGUAAUUUUAGCAGUCAUAUGAAAAGGCAUAUGAGAAAGCAUACAGGAGAGAAAUGUUUUAAGUGUGAUGUUUGCAGUUAUGAAUGCAGUUUGAAAAGUAAUUUGACAACACAUAAGAAAAAGCAUGAAGUUGAGAAAUGCUUUAAGUGUGAAAUUUGUAGUUAUUCGUGUAAUCGUAACAGUAAUUUAAAGAUACAUAUGAGAAUUCAUUCAAUUGAAAAAUGUUUUAAGUGUGAUUUUUGUAACUACACAAGUAACUUUAGCAGUGGUUUGAAAAGGCAUGUUAGAAUUCAUGAAGGUGAGAAAUGUUUUAAGUGUGAUGUUUGUGGGUAUGCUAGUAAUUGUAUUGGUGGUCUGAAACGGCAUGUGAGAAUACAUACAGGUGAGAAAUGCUUUAAAUGUGAUAUAUGUGGUUUUCAGUGUAAUGAAGGUAGUAAUUUGAAAAGACAUAUGAAAAUACAUAAAUGAGACAAAUGUAUGCGAUAAAUGAUACUAAGUAUGCCAGUGUUUAAAUAGCAAACAACUGAAAAGUCAAAUGAGAACAAUAGAUACAACUAGAGGAAGUUAUUAUUGUAAAAGCAUAUAUUUUCGCUGGGUCAGAACUUUGCAAAUUUGAAUUUUUGAGUAUGUUAGCGAGGUUUUGUAUUCUCAAAAUUGUUAAAAUGGUAAUCUAUUUUAAUUUGAAUUAUACUAACAGUAAAUAUUUACAUGAG
Molecule: messenger RNA, 1464 nt
Organism: Mercenaria mercenaria
Lineage: Eukaryota; Metazoa; Mollusca; Bivalvia; Venerida; Veneridae
Product: zinc finger protein 235-like
Exons: 1
Coding region: 32-1219 (395 amino acids)
Source: RefSeq, a predicted model, not a curated record